Messenger RNA from Scomber scombrus (Atlantic mackerel), 1651 nucleotides. RefSeq names its product KATNB1-like protein 1. Gene Ontology annotation, cellular component: nucleolus. Bases 434 to 1345 code for a protein of 303 amino acids. Gene Ontology annotation, molecular function: microtubule binding. NCBI's taxonomy places the organism in Eukaryota, Metazoa, Chordata, Actinopteri, Scombriformes, Scombridae. The record is from RefSeq and is a predicted model, not a curated record. The transcript has 10 exons.
UGAUACGCUCCUCUGAUCAGGAUAAAGGGCACCAUCAGGGUCAUGGGCUAGGUUUGAACUUAAGUUUCAUUUGAGCCAAAACACCAUAGGCCUACCAGCUGAUCCCAUUUAUCAGACAGCUGUCUUUCCAGUUGAUGCUGUACUAACAUCAUUAUCAUUCAUGAGUUAGAUCAGAUGAGUGGCUGGGAGCAUGACUGAACUAGUCUGGACAUCUGCUUUAAUGAGUUGUUUGGUUUUGAAUUUAGUACUCUUGCUUGUCUCAAUAUAAUCGUUAGGGGGCGCUGAUUAAAUCAGCUGCGUAAUGAAUAGGAUGCUUUAUUCUGUUAUAACUGGGUGGUAUCAUCGGUUGUUGGCUAGUUGGCAGUCGACUAAACUAAUCAAAGGGAAAGUCUAACUCUAUUAUCUCUGUUUAAGGGAAGGAAAACAAGGUUUAAUGGACUCCAACAGUGAAGACGGAGAGUACCAACAUUUUGAACAUGCCUUCCUGCACGAUGCAGUCCAGUACAGAGUGAGCUAUCCUCAUGGGAGAAACACAAAACAGGGGGAUUGUGAUAAAAAUGAGGAGUUCAACAAAAAAAGGUUUCCAGUGAGUCGCUCAGGCAACAACCCUGGCAGAGUGAAGCGGGUAGUGUCUUGUAAAAGGAAGACCCAUCAUCUGACGGUGGUUCGAAAGAAGCAGCUCGGGUCUGGGAGAAAUUAUGAUGCGGCAAACAAGGAGAAUGAGAUGAACUGCUUGCAGGACAUGAAACAGGAGAUAUUUGAUAUGGACCUUUGGGAGUUCCCACUUAAUGUCAACAAUAAUGACAGGACAGGGAGAACUGGUUCUGAACAACCCGAGUACUCUACACUCACUGAGCUCACAAGGGAUCAUAACACAAUGACUAAUGUGCUCUUCGGAAGACAUCUAAGGCUCAAAGUAGCCUUAACAUUAUGGCACAGAAAUAUUGGAGAGCUGUUGACAUACUUCCUGAGAAUCCAAGACACUGGUGUGUUUGUUGAUUUUCUCCCCCUGAUAAGCAAAAGCAUCGAUGAGGAUUCUCCCGUGAUUACCAUUGGCUGUUGUGUUGACCUCAUUCCUUUAGUGAGGAAAGUACUCAGCAAUCCAUAUGAAGACUACGUCAUUGUUGGCUUAAAGUGGAUAAAUUCAGUUUUGAAAAACUGGUGGGAGGAACUCAUAGCAAGUGGCUGUAAUGGAUCAACAAAGCUUCCACUGGAUAAAAAUUUCCAAGUCUUUAAUCAGCAGCUAUUGGAAUUAUGGCAUCAGGAGCCUUUAUUGAAAUCAUUUCCUGGACCUGCUGGAGGCAUGGCAAAGGUCAUUGACUCUUUCCUGUCUCAACUCACCUGACAGCAAUGAAGAACCAGAUUACAUCUUUCUCUUUUAGUAACCCCCUCAUGUAGGAGCUGCAGUUGCCUCCACAGAGAGGUGCCAUUAAGAUGUACUGUAGCAGUAAAAUGUUGGUGAAACUUGAUGUAUUUAUUGGUUUUCAGAGUAAUUGAAACAGUUGAAGUACUGACUUGAAAUGUAAAUUAGAUAUGAUUGUAUUCAUUGACCAAGUAGGAUUUUGUUAGGUCAUUUACUGUUUAGUUUCAAUCAUUCCACAGAAACUCUGUCUAUACUUUUGAACACUCCAUUUGUGAUGAAUACAGUUUG